Molecule: messenger RNA, 891 nt
Organism: Racocetra fulgida
Lineage: Eukaryota; Fungi; Glomeromycota; Glomeromycetes; Diversisporales; Gigasporaceae
Source: the annotation of a GenBank genome assembly
AUGUAUGUAGAGGAUCAUAAAAAACGGGAUUCACUUGUCGCUCUUUUGUUGAAACAACCUCCUUCACGCACCUUGGUUUUCGUAAAAUCUAAACGUGGCGCAGAUUCGCUUGAUGAUUUCUUGUAUUCACAGAAUUUUCCAACCACAAGUAUUCACGGCGAUCGUACACAACAAGAACGUGAAGAUGCGAACGGUCGAUGUCCUAUUUUAAUUGCUACAGCUGUUGCUGCUCGUGGGCUUGAUAUCAAAAAUGUAAUGCAUGUUAUUAAUUAUGAUCUUUGUGAUGAUAUCGACGAAUAUGUUCAUCGCAAUAAUAAGGGUACGAAACAAUGGGAUAAUAACGACCAAAGGCAGUGGAAUAACAAUAGCCAGAGGCCUUGGGACAAUAAUAACCAACAAUCUUGGGGAAACCAACAGCAAGAUUCGACCUGGGGAGAUAAUCAAAACCAGCUUUUAAAACCGCAGUCUCAAACAACCUCAUCAACGGUAUUUUAUGUUAACGUUGCUAGUAACGAUAACUGGUCAAAUCCGCCCACCGCUCAGCCUACAUAUCAGUAUCCAUCUAUGCCUCAUACACAAUCUAAUCAAUCUCAAUAUGCAACAUCUACAUAUAAUCAGCCAAUUCCUUCACAACCUCCGUAUGUCGGAGCUCAACCUGUAGUUAAUCUUCCAAAGAAUAGUCAAUUCAAUCAACCCACACAACCAUCAUUUGCACAUCCCUCACAGCAGCAAAACUUUGGUGCUAACUAUAAUAAUCCUGCGUCUAACGGACCUGAACAAAAUGAUUACUAUAAUAAUAAUAAUACUUCAUUCGAUGGUUGGGGAAAUACUGAUACUCGGGAUGCACCAAAAAAAGAGUGGGAUCCAAAUAAUCCUCCUUGGGUCAAAUAA